Miniopterus natalensis is the source of this 3726-nucleotide messenger RNA. It is a transcript of the gene PUM3, whose product is annotated as pumilio RNA binding family member 3. Gene Ontology annotation, cellular component: nucleolus. The record is from RefSeq and is a predicted model, not a curated record. Gene Ontology annotation, biological process: regulation of translation. Gene Ontology annotation, molecular function: mRNA binding. Lineage: Eukaryota; Metazoa; Chordata; Mammalia; Chiroptera; Miniopteridae.
UAUAAUGGACGUCAAAGCAAAAAAAAAAUUCACAGGAAAAGGUACAAAGACAUCACAAGAGAAAAACAGAUUUUAUAAAAGCAAUGAUUCUGGUUCUUCAAAGACAUUCCCAAGAAAAGUUGUUAAGGAAGAUGGACCUAAAGUCACAUCUAAGAACUUUCAGAAAAGUGCCACAAAACCAGGGAGAAAAGGUGUGAAGCAGUUCAAGAACAAGCAGCAAGGGGAUAAAGUACCAAAGAACAAAUUCCAGCAGGCAAACAAAUUCAGCAAGAAGAGAAAAUUCCAGCCAGACAGCAAAAGCGAUGACUCGGCGACCAAGAAACCCAAAUGGGAUGAUUUCAAAAAAAAGAAGAAAGAAUUGAAGCAAAGCAGACAACUCAGUGAUAGAACCAACUAUGACGUUGUUGUUCGGGCAAAGCAGAUUUGGGAGCUGGUGAGAAGAAAAGAUUGUGACAAAGAAAAAAGAGUGAAGUUGAUGAGUGAUUUGCAGAAGUUGAUUCAAGGAAAAAUUAAAACUAUUGCGUUUGCACAUGAUUCAACGCGUGUGAUCCAGUGUUACAUUCAAUAUGGCAAUGAAGAGCAAAGAAAGCAGGCUUUUGAAGAACUGCAAGAUGAUUUGGUCGAAUUAAGUAAAGCUAAGUAUUCCAGAAAUAUUGUUAAGAAAUUUCUCAUGUAUGGGAGCAAACCACAGAUUGCAGAGAUAAUCAGAAGUUUUAAAGGCCACGUGAGGAAGAUGCUCCGACACGCGGAGGCCUCGGCCAUUGUGGAGUAUGCGUACAAUGACAAGGCCAUUUUGGAGCAGAGGAACAUGUUGACAGAGGAGCUCUAUGGGAACACAUUUCAGCUCUACAAGUCAGCAGAUCACCCAACUCUGGAGAAAGUAUUACAGGUACAGCCAGAGAAACUAGAGCUUAUCAUGGAUGAAAUGAAACAGAUUUUAACUCCAAUGGCCCAAAAAGAAGCUGUGAUUAAGCACUCAUUGGUGCAUAAAGUAUUCUUGGACUUUUUUACCUAUGCACCCCCAAAGCUAAGAUCAGAAAUGAUUGAAGCGAUCCGUGAAGCAGUGGUAUACCUGGCGCACACACAUGAUGGUGCCAGAGUGGCCAUGCACUGCCUGUGGCAUGGCACGCCCAAGGACAGGAAAGUGAUUGUGAAAACAAUGAAGACUUAUGUUGAAAAGGUGGCUAAUGGCCAAUACUCCCACUUGGUUUUACUGGCCGCAUUUGAUUGUAUUGAUGAUACUAAGCUCGUGAAGCAGAUUCUCAUAUCAGAAAUUAUUAGUUCCUUGCCUAACAUAUUAAAUGACAAAUAUGGAAGGAAGGUGCUGUUGUACCUACUAAGCCCCCGAGAUCCUGCACAUAUAGUACGAGAAAUCAUUGAAGUUCUGCAGAAAGGAGAUGGAAAUGCACACAGUAAGAAAGAUACAGAGAUCCGCCGCCGAGAGCUCUUAGAAUCAGUCUCUCCAGCUCUGUUAAGCUACCUGCAAGGUCACGCCCAAGAAAUGGUGCUAGAUAAGUCUGCGUGUGUGUUGGUGCCUUGCAUUCUGGGAGCUGCCAUUGGAGACGUUCAACCUGCCAUGAAUGCCAUCGCCAGCUUGGCAGCAGCAGAGCUGCAUCCUGGUGGCAAGGAUGGAGAGCUUCACAUUGCAGAACAUCCUGCAGGACAUCUUGUGCUGAAGUGGUUAAUAGAGCAAGAUAAAAAGACGAAAGAAAAUGGGAGAGAAGGUUGUUUUGCAAAAAUACUUGUGGAGCAUGUUGGCAUGAAGAACCUGAGGUCCUGGACCAGGGUAAAUCGAGGUGCCAUUAUUCUUUCUAGCCUUCUCCAGAGUUCCAAUCAAGAAGUUGGGAACACAGUCAAAGCUGGACUGAAAAGCCUGAUUCCCACGUUGGAGAAAAACAAGAACACCAGCAAAGGAGUAGAAAUGCUACUUGAAAAACUGUCUGUCUAGAUGGAAACAACUAAUGAGAUGGAAUCAUUGUUUCUCUUCUGAUCUGUUUUCCCAGAGUGGAAAGAAGGCCUAGGGGUCCACCUCACUGGCACUUUGAGUGCUCUGUAUAUUCUUCUUUGUAUAAGAAUUUAUAUAUAAAAUGCUUUCUAAAAAUGCUCUUUUUUACAAAAAUUCCAGCCAUCUUCUUAAGUCAGUCAGUGAGGUGGUGAUGUAUAAGGUAUAAUGGUCAUAUGCAGUGGGGCCAGCCAAACACAUAUAAAGUGCUUGCGUGAGUUAUUCAGGGAAAGACACCUUCUGUGAGCAGUAGUCUGAGAAGGCUUCAUCAGGGGGAGGUGGGACUUGAGAGGACUUCACAGGAAAGCAGGAUGUGGAAACAAAGAGCCGAAGAGAGUUUUUGGUGGGAGCAGUGAGGUGGAACUUAAUGGUUGUGAACUGAACUUCAGGAAGUGUUAGGGCCCUGAUGGAUGCAGGGUGGGAGGAUACCCUGGCAACCAGGGCAGCUGCAUUCCUAGCUGCCUUGUGGAUUGGGUUCCAUGUUAGAUUUUGUUUGAAAGCUACUCGAAAUUAGGGCUAAUAGGGAGAAAUGUGCUAGGUGAAUUAGGGGAAUCACAGUGGGUAGCAGUGUUAAGGUCAAGGUCACGGGAAAUCUGCCUAUCUUUGGAUCUGGGCUUUCCAGGUAAAUAGCUCCUUUUGAUGAGAUUUUCUUCAUUGGGACUGGUUCUAAAGUAGUUGAAGCCUAUAGGGUUUAGUUAGGAAGGAGAUGCUAAUUUGUUAACAGUGCAAAAGUUUUAACUUAAAUUCAAGUAGGAUGUUUGAAUUUUAUAACUGCACUUGGCUUUUAGCAAUAAAACUUGGAAGGUUUGGUAGAUCUUUCAGGCUCAUGUAGCCCUGCCCUGACUACUUUAGAUAUCAAGCCUUGGUGCUUUCUCUAAGUACCUGCUAUAACAUGAGACCCACUGCGGUGUGUCGCUAUAACUACAGUUGCUGGAGAACUGCAGUGCCUUUCCUGACCAGGCUACAGGGUCCCAGGACCACUCCCAACAUUCAAGCUACCAGGACUCCACCUGCUACCUUCUCCUGCCUGGAACAUUGAGCCCUGCCCAAAGAGCAAAGGGGCUGAUAUGUCUGUAAUUCCCUUUGGCAUGGAUUUCCCCCACUCCACCCUAACUCCUGACACCAUAUCCCUGCCACCCAGCCGGGUCUAAAGAUGGAGGUGGGACAGCGGGGUAACUGGGGAUGGGGGCAGGAGGUGAAUCCAAGAGGCAACAUCAGAGCUUACUUUUGUUUGACUAAUACAUUGUGAAUUUGUUUUACAUGUAAAGGGCCCAUUCAGAAAGAGGCGGGGAACCCUACUAUUUCCAUCUAUGAGACUAAAAAAAUAAUAUACAGAAGUUUAAAAAUUAGAGUACUACAAAGCGUAUAAUAAAAGCAGCAAUCCUGCCCUGCCCUACUCCUCACUCCUGUCUGGCCUUCCCAGAAGCAACUACCUCCAAGUCUUUUAGGUCUGCUAAAUUUUUAAAUAUAUAGUUUUUGGUGCGUUUUGUUUUUGUUUUGUUUUGUUGUUUUAUCUCAGUUUAGGUAUUUUCUUUUGACUUCGUAUUAUGGGAAAAUACAGAUUAAGACUUCACCACCACUCCUCCCCCACUUUUUUCUUUCCAUGUUCCCAAUAGAAUUGCAUCAUUUUUGAUAAAGCAGUGUUUAGAGUUUAUAUGGUUAUACUGAUGUAAAUUGUUGAAUACUGAAAUAACUGAUAAACUCUCAUUACAGUUCCUAAACCA